GGUACGAUUAUCGAUAUGCGUACUCGUCCGUAUUUGGUUUCGCAAUAUUGGCAGCAAUGUCGACAAUUGACAAGAAGGAAGAAUUGGACAACAAACGGGGAACCUGUUGUUCGUAGGAGAGGAGGAUUAUGGGAAUGUAGACACGCUACGAACGCGAUUGCCAUCAUGAACACCAAAACAAAUCCACAAAAUGUGUCGAAUUCGUACAACGGAGAUACUAUUGGAAGGGAUAGUCCAUCAGCAUUGCUAGUAGUGCUUGCAGAAGUUGCAUCUCAAACAUUGCAUUCAGAAACAAAGCGUAUUGACUCAUUGCUGGCAGCACAAUGCAAACCUAGAACAGCGAGUAUAAAACGGAAAGAAUCAUGCUUUACCGUAUCUCAGCUUUUAUCUAUGCCUGUUUCCCAUCUUGUUAAGCAAUUUACUAUUUUUACAAGUGACGAGCUCAAAAGACAAUAUUCUUAUACUUGCGCAUUAGUGCCUGGUUGUCAGCAGAAAUAUACCAGUUUUGCUAGCGAAGAAAAGGCAAGAGCAUCCAUUAAAAGUCAUUUAGAAGAGCAUUUAGAAUAUCUGAAAGCAGACAAAGAAACAUAUGAUACAUUUACAGCAAAAAGUAUAAAUCAUAAAAAUUUAAAAACUAAUCUACAAAGUAAAAAAAGUCGGAUACAGCAGACAAAAAAACCUCAAGAAACAAUAAAUAAGAAGAAUAAAGAUGUGAUAUUGGAAAAAUCUACAAAUUAUUUACGUAAAAUACUUUUAAAUGAUAUUAAUAUUAAAGAGAAUGAGAAGCAAAAAUGUUUUCAGAAUUCGGAAAAUAAAGAAGCGCACAAUUCCGAAUUAAAAAAUUCUGACCAAAUGAAUACUAAGGUCCUUGGAGAUCAUAGUUAUUUUGAACGAUUAGAUGAUAAGAUGCCUAACAGAAAGGGGAUGCCAUCUGUUAAUAAUGUCUUAGAUAAUACAAGAAAAGAAAAUAUUGUAUUGAUGGUUGUUGGUAGUGAUAGUGUACAUAUGAAAGAGUAUUCUUCUGUCAACCAGAAAUUAGCUGAAAACACAAAUUGUCAAGAUUCUGAUAUUCUCUAUUCAUCAGAUUCAUGGUCAGAUGAAACUCUGAUAAAAAAUACAGAAAUAUCUACAGCUACCAAACCUAAAGGAAAAGCAAAAUUUAUUGGAACGAGUAAGGAAGAGAGGGAAAUGGCAUUAGCAUAUAUAGAGCGUAUCAAGAAGAAAGGCAAUCCUACAGGAAGUAAUCUACAAUGUCGGAUUUGCGAUCCACCUCGUAGUUUCACCGCGCCUACAACUUUAGUAUCUCAUUAUCGUAGUCACGCUGGAAUAAAACCAUAUGAGUGUCGAAUAUGUAGAGCAGUUUUCACAAGAAGACACAGCUUGAAGUAUCAUAUGUUGAUUCAUCAAAAUCAGACGCGCUUCACGUGCCUAGAUUGUGGAAAGAAGUUUAGGCAUCCAUCACACUUUAGAGAACAUCAACGUAGACACACUGGAGAAGCCCCGUUCGGAUGCGACGAUUGUGGACAACGGUUCAAAACCAGAAAUACGUAUAAACGUCAUUUAAAAACACGACACGGUAAAAUUCUUACGACAAUCGGUGAAGUUUUGCAUCUUUCCGAAGAAGACUUUCAAAAGGUUCGAACUAAUCGAAGAAAGAAAGAUUGUGUCCCAGAGACUACAAUGAAUGUCGAUAAUAUUGAGUCUAAUGUGAUCGUGGAUUUUGGAAAUUACCAUGACAAAACGCAAAUUGUUACAAAUUCAAUAGAAGAGUAUGUUCUGAAAGAGAAUAUUGAGGAUAUUAAUAGAAAUUUGGAAACAAAAGGUACUAUACAAUUUGUUGAUAAAUGUCUUGAGAGUUUUGAGAUUUGUUCGGAAUCUCAAUUGAAUAAGACUGAUGGUAUAGAGACUGAAAUAGCUAUAGAUUGUAGAUAUGCCGAUAAGAACGAUAAAAGUGUCAGAGUGGAACAUAUCAAUGAUGUAGAAGAUGGCCUGCUACAAUUAAAAAAUCCUUUUUACGAUAAUUUAAAAAUAACCAAUAAUGAAGAAAAUCACAUUAUUUAUCAGCAUAACAUCGAAGAUCAGAACAAAGUUUAUGAUUGCAGCAAUAGGAUACAAUGGCUUGAAUAUUCUGAAGUAAAAUGUAAUAAUGAGACUUCGAAGGAAGAAGAUGAAGAUAUAAUAGAGGAUAGAAUAAAUAUAGAUCUUUCAGAAGAGCUACACAGAAAUAAAUUACAUGUGUUGCAAGAAUCUAUACACAAUUAUCACAAAAUCAUAUGCGACAAUGAUAUGCCAGAUAAAACCGCAACAUACGUGCAUUUAGAAACUGAGCAAGCAGAAACUAUAAGUUCCGAUAAAAAUAACCAAACAUAUGAUGAAAAAUAUGAUGGACACAUUAUUAUUACACAAAACAAUGACAUGAAUGAAAAAUUUAAUAAAUAUGCCAAUACUUAUAAUGCUGAGAAUAAAGAAUGUGCAGGAAGUAACAUAACUUUAUGUACACAGAUAACAAAUACAAAUGUUAAUAUUUUGCAAACCGUUGAUGCAGUUAGAGAAAAGAUUAUGCCACAAAACCAAGAUAAUAAUAUACUUCGAGAAAACGAGUGUGUAAAUGAAUCUAUCGCAACUGAUUUAAUAGAAACCAUAAACAUUUCUUCAAAAAAUUCUGUUAAAGAAAAUCAGACACUUGAUCAACAACAAAGUAAUCAAUGUUUAUAUAUCCAUACUGAUCAGUUAAAUAGGAUAAUCGCGCAAAGUAGAUGUAUAAACAUACCUCUACAUCAAAUCGAAUUAUAUAGCAAUAAACAAAAUCAAUUGCAAGCAAAAGCAGACAAUUGUAGCAAAAUUCGAAUUUUAGAUAGUAACUUACAAGCAAUUGACAUAAAGCAACCUGACAAGCAAAAUACGAUUUUGUUUGUAUCUAAUGAUCAUUUGAAGAAUGGCAUUUUUCAAAUUGACAGGAAUAGUAUCAAAUACUGUCAAAAUUCUAAAAAGAUGGACAAUUUACAAAGUUAAUAUGAUAAUGAUAAUAAUAUCUGUACAAUAAAAUAUGUAAAGUUUGAUGUUGAACACAUUAUUAUAUUUUGUAGUAAUGUUAAUAGAUAUGAGAUCGAUUAAUUGAAAUAUGCAAUAAAAUCAUUAUAAUGUAUAAAAAUUCUGGAAAGAACAAGAUUAAUGAAAUAAUGCUACAUUUUCUGUUUUGUGUAAAUACUUUCAAAAAACAAAACUCUAGAUAGAAAUAUAUAACUGUUUCUCAAUUUUAUUACAAGAUAUAAUUAUAUUUAGGAAAAAUGAUAUAACGGGCUAAUCAAAGCAUUCUUAUGAUUUUGAUAAAAGUAUACAUAUGAUAUUAUUAUUAGGUAAUCGAUAGUGCAGGCAUUUAUUUGUUUUACAAUAUAAGAAUUUAUUUUUUAGUUCCCAAAACAUGUUAUAAAAUAUUAUAAGCUUAUACAACACAUUAUUUGCAUUUACCAAACUUUCAGAUUUCAUUUAAUACAAAACUAUUGUUCAGAAUUAAAUUUUUUACAAUCUUUAGUUUUAUUCUCGAUAUACGAAAAGUAAAUUAUCUGAAUUUGUAGUUUUAUUUAUAUAUACAUUACUUAUUAGAUGUAACUAACUUAUGUUUAUUAAAUUAAUCGCAAAAAUAUGAUGAGAUGUGCCAAAUAUAAAUGUGUUACACAUGCGAACUAUCUAUUUUCUUAAUAUGAUUUCAAAAAGAAAAAUAUUUUUAUUAUAAAUGAAUGAAAGUAUUUUUAUUAUUUAAUUCGUAUAAAAUUAUUCAAUUCUUUCUUGGGUUAUACAAAAUUAUAAAAAUGUGUAUGCUACUAUAUAAUUCAUUUUUAUAACAAUUAUAAUUGAAAACUGUUUAUGUUUUAUCUCUGCCAUAUUCGAUUAUCAUAUUAGAAGGAAAUAUAUAACGAAAUCCAUGAGAAUAAUCUCGCAUUUUACGCCUGCACAAAUUUGUUAUGAACAACAAACUCAUAAUAAAAUAAGAAAAAAUUAUAAAUUUGACAAUAAAAAAAAA
Molecule: messenger RNA, 4021 nt
Organism: Formica exsecta
Lineage: Eukaryota; Metazoa; Arthropoda; Insecta; Hymenoptera; Formicidae
Exons: 6
Coding region: 16-3012 (998 amino acids)
Source: RefSeq, a predicted model, not a curated record